Messenger RNA from Coregonus sp. 'balchen', 699 nucleotides. Lineage: Eukaryota; Metazoa; Chordata; Actinopteri; Salmoniformes; Salmonidae. The record is from the annotation of a GenBank genome assembly.
AUGGCCGGCGACUGCAACUAUAAGAUGCAUUAUGUGAAUGAUGACACAUUUUCUCCAUCCAAACCUUUACGGGACCAAGUGCGGGUGCUCGCGGUGGAGCCCGACGCCCCCAGCGUUCUGCAGGGGAGUGGGUCCGUGUAUUGCUCGCCAAACUUCGAGAUGAUUGAUGGGCUGCUGUACCGUAAGAAGUUGGAGAGAGGUUUCAUCCACUACCGGGAGGUGCUAGACGAGGACCGACGGCUCGGGGCGAUCGCCACUUUCCACGGGCGGCGGCCAGGCACGUGCCACCACUCCCUGGAGGACACGUACAGAUCAGUGGCCGAGAACUACUGGUGGGAGGGUGAGUCUGGUCGGGUGGGAUGGUUGGUUAUUAUCGAUCCCCCAUUCAGUUAAGCCUAUACUCGAUUGAUUUCUCUGUGGGUUAGGACUGAUGGUUGUCUAUAUUUACUGUCACUUUCUUUCGUCUCUUUCUCCUUCUCUCUCUCUCUCUCUCUCUCUCUCUCUCUGCCUUUCUCUUUCUCUCUCAUUCAGACCAACUUUCUAUCUCACUCAAUUAAUUUAUCUUUCUAGCUGUUCCUGUCUGUCUGCCUGUCUAACCACCUUCUCUCGCCCUGUCCUGUAGGUUUCAGUGAGUGUAGCCUGAUGUCUCUGCUGGACUUCUCCUACUCCUCUACCCUUUUUACACAGGACAAUGAUUAA